Messenger RNA from Musa acuminata AAA Group (dessert banana), 1120 nucleotides. RefSeq names its product E3 ubiquitin ligase BIG BROTHER-related-like. Bases 73 to 906 code for a protein of 277 amino acids. NCBI's taxonomy places the organism in Eukaryota, Viridiplantae, Streptophyta, Magnoliopsida, Zingiberales, Musaceae. The transcript has 7 exons. The record is from RefSeq and is a predicted model, not a curated record.
UCUCCGUCUUUGUAUCUGUCGCUCCCUCGCUCUGUUUUGAGUUCUGUUCUUCUCUUCUUUUGCGUUGUAAUUAUGGAGAAGGGUGAAGAAAGCGGUGCCGGAAACAAACCCGCCGCGGACGAAGGCAGCCCUCUCCCCAUCGCCACUCCGACCGCUCCGCCGCCUCCCGAGGAUGCUGAGCCCCCUGCCCGCGCGCCCUUCACCAGCCUCAGCCAGAUCGACGCCGACCUCGCCCUCCUCCGCAUCCUCCAAGAACAGGGGACGGCAUACGCGAUGCUAAUGAUGGACGGCGAUGACAGCGAUUACUGGAGCUCCGACUAUGAUGAGGAAGGUGCGGGAGACGAGCCAGAUCGCGUGGCCGAGGGCGGCGGGAGCAUCGAGGGAAGCGAUGACGAGGUGGACGCCGCCAAUUUCGAGUACGAUGAGGCAUACUCGAGGGCCCUGCAGGACGCGGAGGAGCGGGUACUGGCGGUUCGGUUGAUGGCCCUUGCAGGAUUGAAUGAAUAUGAUCAUGGGGACAAUGACAGUGGCUUUCAGGUAAGUUAUCGAAUUUUCUUCUUUGAUAUUACUACUUUCAUUACUCUUGUCCUAUAUGUCACACAGGAUGCUUGGCAAGAUCCAGAUGAAUUCAUGUAUGAGGAGCUAGUUGCACUCGGUGAGGUAGUUGGAACCGAAAGCAGAGGCCUUUCUGCUGAUACCAUUUCUGCUUUGCCUUCAGUGAUUUACAAGGCAGAAAGUGUGCAAGAUGACAAUCCUGAACAAUGCAUUAUAUGCCGGCUGGAGUUUGAGGAUGGUGAUUCUCUGGUCUUGCUUUCUUGCAAGCAUAAGUACCACCCUGACUGCAUAAACAAGUGGCUCCAAAUAAAUAAGGCAUGUCCUAUGUGCAACACUGAGGUUUCUACAUAAGAGAACAAGCAAGACUGAUAUAAUCCGAUGAUACUACCAUCAUCUUCUUGGAUUCUUUUGAGGAGUUUCUUCUGUAGGAAAAUUCAGUAGAAAUGCAAUUGAUUGUAAUUCCGAGAAAUAGAAAUGUUGCAUUAUGUUGUUACCAUUAGUUGCUAUCCUUGUUAUACUAGACAUGUUCUUCUCCAAAGUAUGUGCUUAGAGUAUGCUUUUGUCA